AAGCAGAAGUGCCUCUUUCAGGGAGGAAUCAGCAUGACCUCUAUUCAAAGCAGAAAAACACAUCCAGUUUUCUCAUUUUGAACCUAUUGCUUCAACCUCAGUUGUAGCCAAACUAUUAAUUUCAAGACAAUGAAACGCCUUCCAUUGCAUCGUUGAUUAUCUUUUCAGAAAUAACUGAUUUUGAAACAUGUAGAUAAGAAAAUAGGAAUGAUACUUUGCAUUGCAAGUACACUGUUUUAGCAGGCUGUGGUAAAGUGGCUAACUGAUGUGAAAAUGAAACGGUCUGAUGAUGCGCAUCAACAGAGCAAGGCAAACCACAGAAGUUAAACUAGGCCCAGAGUGUAAAAUGCAUUGGGUACUUUAGCAGGUUAGAAUUCUAUAUUUUAUACAAAGUGGUUAAUGAGUGUGCUUUGCAGAGUAGCUAAAAAAGAAACGGUACAACUUGCAUAUGAACAGCGUCCCGCAGCCACACCUGUUAGUGUUUCUACAGCUCAGUAGCUCUGCCUGGCCUGUGAUCAGCCUGCCCUUCAUGGAGAGAAGAAGAAGUGUUAUUGUGUUGUUGACUGUACGUUUGUUUAUCCCAUGUGUCACUCUGUGUUUUUGUCGCACUGCUUUGCUUUAUCUUGGCCAGGUCGCAGUUGUAAAUGAGAACUUGUUCUCAACUGGCCUACCUGGUUAAGUAAUGGUGAAAUAAUGUAUAUAUUUUUAAAAGUGAAAACAUGAGUAGAACAUGGAGUUUACAAACAUGUCCUCACCCCAUACUCUGAGAGUUUUAACAUCUACUGGUGGGCUUCCAAUGUGGAUGAUGCUUCUUCACCUCUCCAUAAGCUAUGAACCUGUUUCCAAACCAAAGGUGAGAACCUCCUGUACUUUUGAUGGGAGAGUUGUUCUGACCUGCUCUGUUGACAAAGGAGACAGAGUUGUGAUGAUCUGGACCGAGCAGCCAUUUGCCUGGACAGGGUCCAAUCAGACCCUGAGCUCAGGGCCUGUUCUAUUCCUGGACAGCCAUACGCCUGGAAACCUGACCUGUGUGGCAAUGAACGAAAUAAGUGAGGAAGGCUUCAGCCCAGUUGUCCCAACAUGCAGAGGUCACAGGUCAGCUGUGGCUGCAUUUGGUCUCUUUGCAUUUGCACUGACGACACUGGCCGUCGCCAUUCUACAUUUGAAGAAGAGGCGUCAGAAAAAGAAAAAAGGUCAAAGUCAGACUGAAUAUGUGGAGGAGAACAACUACAUUGAGAAGCGUGGGAAUUUAUGCAACAAAUGGCCACAGGAGGAGACCACAAUCCACCCGGACCAAGACACCUCCCAUUACGAAUUCUGCAGACCUCUUGCACCUGCUUCCAGCGAGAGAAAGAGACGACUAUCACUGGAGUUGAAUGAUAUCUAUGUAUGAAGAACAAUGUGUUAAUGGCAUUACAUUUCAAUAGUAUCGAUUUGUUUUCCAAUGUGAAGUAUGCAACUUCGCACCAUAAUUACUGAUCAUUUUUUACAAUUCAUUAUGGUGUAUUUCUGCGAUAGAUUUAUUUUUGUUGCAUAGUCGUAGAGCCUAGAGAAGCAACAUAUAGGGCAUUAUUUCACCUGUAUUUUGAUAUUGUAUCAUACCCGUACUGACUUCAUUAUCAGACUGGACCACUAGGUGGAAGCAUUACAGUGUGAUAAAGAAACAUGGUGACGAGAGGUGAGAAGAAACAUCACAGGAUUACUGUCAUUACAUCAAUAGUUGUUUCAAAACAUAUGGACGCUGCUGGGACGACUGUAAAUUAUUCCAUUUCAAACUGUUCUAGCUAUUAUUGUCUACUGUUUGUUAAACUUCAAAAUGUCCAGAUAAAAUACUCCUGAGUGGCACAGCGGUCUAGGGCACUGUUUCUCAGUGCUAGAGGUGUCACUACAGACCCUGGUUUGAUUCCAGGCUGUAUCACAACCGGCUGUGAUUGGGGGUAGCUAUCUCUCCAGUAACAGGGUUGGAGUUAAAACCUACAGGAGGGUAGAUCUCCAGGAACAGGGUUGGAGUUAAAACCUACAGGAGGUAGAUCUCCAGGAACAGGGUUGGAGUUAAAACCUACAGGAGGGUAGCUCUCCAGGAAUAGGGUUGGAGUUAAAACCUACAGGAGGGUAGAUCUCCAGGAACAGGGUUGGAGUUAAAACCUACAGGAGGGUUGAUCUCCAGGAACAGGGUUGGAGUUAAAACCUACAGGAGGGUAGCUCUCCAGGAACAGGGUUAGAGUUAAAACCUACAGGAGGGUUGAUCUCCAGGAACAGGGUUGGAGUUAAAACCUACAGGAGGGUAGAUCUCCAUGAACAGGGUUGGAGUUAAAACCUACAGGAGGGUAGAUCUCCAGGAACAGGGUUAGAGUUAAAACCUACAGGAGUUUAGCUCUCCAGGAACAGGGUUGGAGUUAAAACCUACAGGAAGGUAGCUCUCCAGGAACAGGAUUGGAGAGCCCUGGCACUACAUCAGUGCAGUUUCAUUACAAGUGAUGUUAGAAUGAAGAAUGUAAAUACAUGUAAACAUGUUUACUACACGUUUUACUACACGUCAAAUAGACUACAUAUGCAUACAUAUAAUUGGUACAUUUUUACUGUAUGAAAUGCAAUGUCAGCUUAGUAAAUGUUGAUUGUUUUUAAACCUAA
This is a messenger RNA of Oncorhynchus kisutch (coho salmon), 2631 nucleotides long. RefSeq names its product T-cell surface antigen CD2. The record is from RefSeq and is a predicted model, not a curated record. Gene Ontology annotation, cellular component: membrane. The coding region runs from base 731 to 1393 and encodes 220 amino acids. The transcript is spliced from 6 exons. NCBI's taxonomy places the organism in Eukaryota, Metazoa, Chordata, Actinopteri, Salmoniformes, Salmonidae.